Cinara cedri is the source of this 6933-nucleotide messenger RNA. Lineage: Eukaryota; Metazoa; Arthropoda; Insecta; Hemiptera; Aphididae. The record is from the annotation of a GenBank genome assembly.
AUGCCAUCUGAUGAAGACACAAUAUAUUUAAAUGAAAAAUUGGCCUGUCAACAGGAACAAAUAUGUAAACUUAAAGAAAAACUUAUCACAUAUGACGAAGUUAAUGAUAAAAAAGAACAGUUAGAAAUUCAAUUAGAAAAAUUAAAAAAGUGGUUAGAAGAUAUGGAAGUUAAAGAUAAUCGAAUGAAAAGAAAUAUGAAAAGCGAUUUGGAGAUUCAAACGGAAAAGUUAAGAAAAGCUGAAGAUGUUGCAUUCGAGUUGCGAAUGGAAAAUAAAAAAUUACUAGACGUCAAUGAGUGUAUUGUUGAACAACUAAAUACGAUAAAAAAAAAUGAACAAAAAAUCCUUAUCGAGAUGGAUGACUUGAAAAUAUGUCAAAAUCGUAUCAAAGAUGAUUUGGCUUAUGCAAAAGUAAUGAUUAAGUGUACUUAACUAAUUUUAACUGUACAGUUUUGAUAUAACUAAUUUAUUCAUGUUCUCCUUCUACUUAAAAUAAUAAUAAAGUAAGAAAGGAAUACCUACAUAAGAGUAUUUAGGUAUUUGAUAGUCAAAUAGAUGCAUUAUAGAUAUAGGUAUGCUACCAUGUUCUACGGAUUUUUAUUUGGGAAACUUAAACAGCUCUCAUCUAUUGUUUGUUGGUUUCCAAACUCCUUCCGUUAAAAAAUAUUUCACGAAUACAUAAAUACCCAAAUGGCUCUGGUAUUCGACACCAAAAAGGGGGUCACGAAAUUUUAGUAGAGGAUUGCCAAUAAUUCGAAUAGGGACAAAUAGAUGAGACGUUUUUAUUUAUAGACUUAUAAUGUUAAUUAAGUGAAAUAUUUGAGUGAAAAAUAAAAAUUAAAUAUCAAUUUCCACAUUUAAUUUCAUUUUAAUUCUAGUUUAUUUUAUAAAACCAAUGAUGCAGGGUCGUGUCCAGGAUAUUGUUUUAGGGAUGGUUUUAAUUUUUUAAAUUGAGUACCAAAUUUACAACUACAUAAUUAAAAUAAGUAGCUAUAAAUCUGUAUAAGUGCAUAUACAUAAUAACCCGUAAUUUUUUUAUACAACUGUUAAAUAUUAUAAAUACAUUUUAAUAGUUAACCUUAUAAAACUAUAACUGUAAAUAAUAAAAUUAGCACGAAUAAAGUAUAAAAAAUAAUAAUUAAAAAAACCAUUUUUAGAAACUAAUAUUUUUCAUAGUUUAUACUAGUAUGUAUUACAUCCUGUUUGAAUAUUAAACAAAUUUUGAAAAUACUUUAUCUGGGUCUAUUAGUAUGUCAUUAUGAAUUGAUAGAAGAGCUAAUCCUGUGAGUCGAUUUUCACUGGUAGUUGAUCUUAACUAUGAUUUUGUGCGACGUAAACUUGAAAUAUGUUAUGGUGUUACAGUUGAUACUGGAAGGGUUUUCAAGAUUUCAAGCUUUGAGCGUAGCGAGGGAACUAUUGGUUUUACAAUGCUGUUUAUUUCUUUUUUAUUUUUCUUUAUUCUUUGUUCUAGUCUGUAAACACGUUUUGUCCUAGUAAACUUCCUCCUAUUUAUAAGUAUAGUAUUUUUUCUGAAAGCUUAAGUUGUCUAUAUUAUACUUCAAAAAUGUCAUUUUUUGCUUUUCGACGCCAUUUUUUAAAUAAAAGCACUCAAGUUCGAAAAACUUAGGAAAACGUACAGUUUUAAGAUUUCAUUAUUUUAUAAAAACACGGACGACGGUUAUAAAUAUACGUAGAGACUUGAAACUUGGUUAUAGAACUUAUAUUAAACUUACCUAGAUGUAGUAAAAUUUUCAAAAUCAUCGGACGACUUUUUUAAAUUUUUUUUUACAAUCGUACUUUAUUUUUUUUUUAUACUGAAACCACUUUUAUCCUAGAAAACUUGCUCUGAUGUAUAAGUAUAACCUUUUCUGAAAACUACUACUAACUACUAUUUAGUAACCACAUAGAUUAUUUCUUGAUUUUCGAAACGGUAUUUAAAAUAAAAAUGAUUAAUCGGGGAAAAAAAUACAAUUUUUUCACGAUUUCGUUAUUUUAAAUUAGUUUUCUAGCACAAAUAUGGCUUCAAUGGAAAAACGACAAGAGACCUUUUUUGUUGAACUAUUAAUCUUGUUUUUAAUGAUGCAGUUCGUUUUUUUUUUUUUUAAUAAGCGUUUUUAAGUCAAAUUUAAACGAAAAUCGCAAAAAAAAUUAUGGCUCUUCAAUUUAUGUAUUACCGAACUAUUUUUUGUAAAACUAUUUUGUACCCUCGGUGGUCGUAUGAUGCUGGCCGAUGCGACACAGACAAGGCUUGUGUAAUAUCUUUUUUUUUGCGAUUAGUUACACAAUAAGUUUUAUUGAAUUUAUUAAAAAAAUUAAAUGGCUUGGAGUUUGAAUUGUAUGUCAAAUUUUAUCAGUAAUUUUAUUUAAUCUCACAAUAAUAAGUUCUUCAAAUAGAUACAAGGUAUGGCUAUUAAAUAACGAGACUGCUCGCCUAAAGGGCGUCCUAGAUAGGCAGUGAAAAAAUCGAGUAAUGCGUUGAGUAUCUAGAUAUCUUAUCUAUGCACGUACCAAAACACGUUUUCGUCAUUAUUAUAGUAUUUGUGCAGUAGUGGUUUGAAACGAACGUGUUUUUNAAAAGAGGCCUAUAGUGAGGAUUUCCUAUCUCGGGCGUGUGUUUUUGAGUGGCAUAAAUUAUUUUCUGAAGGUCGAGAAUGCACCGGAAUCCAAUUCAGUCGUAAUCCAAAUUCAAAACCGUUUUCUUCGAUAUCAACGACAUCGUGAUGACUGAAUGGGUUCCAGAGGGUCAAACUGUAAACCAACAUUACUAUUUGACAGUUUUGGUAACAUUGCGCUAAUCAGUUCGUAAGAAACGGUCGAUAUUGUGGAAAAACAAGUCGUAGAUAACGCAUCUGCCCAUAACGCGCUGUCUGUGAAGCGUUAUUUGGCCGCUUAAGGCACUCCAGUACUUGAACACGUGUCUUAUUCACCCGACUUGGCACCCUGCGACUUUUACUUGUUUCCGAAGAUAAAGUUUGCCUUAAAAGGAAUCCGGUUUGAGUCGAUGGAAGAGGUGAAACAAAAAUCGGCGGAACUCCUGAAUGGUCUUACGAAAACAGACUUCCAGCAUUACAUCGAGCAAUGGAAGAAACGAAUGAAACGGUGUGUGGCGAGGGGAGGGGAGUAUAUUGAAGAGAAGCAUUUGAAUGUAGAAUAAUUUGUAUAAUAAAACACUUUUUCGAAAUCAGUCUCGUUAUUUAAUAGCUAAACCUCGUAUAUAGAGGCAUUGAUGCAUAUAUUAGACUUAUACAUGUAGAUGAAACAUUUAACAUGAAAACGCGUUCCGAUGACCGAUGGGUAGAGUUGCAUUUCGAGAACAGAAACACGUGAAAUAAUAGAUAUAAUAAUAAACGCAUUUUAAUUUGAUGUCCUUGAAGUGCAAAUUUGCUCUAUCUCAUACUAGGCUUUAAAUCAGCCUAUCUUUAUUGAUCCGUUCGGACCGAUCACGCCCUCUAAGAGCGUUCUCACGGGGGGGGGGGAAUUGGGAAUAGAGGAUGGAUACCCCUAUGCCCUUUUCUUUUGGGUAAUAGACAGUGUUGAAUCCAAAUAUAUGACGGGGGGGGGGGGGGUAACUUAAGCCAUACAAAUUUAAAAUCUUUUCGCUUUAAUUUGAAAAAAAUCAUAUUUUUUGACUGUUUUUUGUUUUUCCCAAUUAUUAUUAUUAUUAUUAUUGUAUAGAAUAAGAAAUGCUAGAUGCAUUCAGUUCUGCAACUGCUCUAUGCAGGUAAUAGUCGCGAUAUGUACGCUUCUGCAAUUUGCCUGAAGUAGACGUCUGUACUCAAUAAAUGAUACCUAAAACGUGGAAUUAGGUUAUUAACUAUUUGUCCAGGCGUAUUGACAAUCAAUAUAUCAAAUUAGUUGAAAGUUAACGGCAUGGAGCGUUGAUCUCUACUUUAAUCGAUGGUUUUAAUUUGUUUAAGUUAUUUAUAGACUUCGGCGGGACACAAUAGAAUUUUACUACAUCUAAAUGUGUAGUAUAGUAGGCACAACAGCUAGGUAUAUAAGAAUAGGGAAUACUAGGUGUAGCAGUUCGCCUUUAAUCCUGUAACUACUUUAUUUGGAGGAGAAUUUAGGUGGGUAUGGUCAGCUAAAUGAGGGAUGAUAAGAUAAGAGUAAAAAAGGAAGGAUGGUAAAAAAUAACGUAUGUGGCGCAUUAUAUAGGCCGUCCAGGAUUUCCACUCUAGUGUCAAUAUUGUCAAGGACACUCACUAGGGGGCCAGGGGGGACAACUUCUGCUAGCUUUCCAGCAAGUUAAAAUAAUUAUAUACAAAUUCAAUAUCUAAAAAUCCCUAAAUUUAUUUUUGGUACCAAGGUGUACUGAUAUUUAUCAAUAUACCUUGUUUAGUACAUAGUCAAUAGGUAUACUUCGUGAUCAUUCCUAUAUGAAUUUCACUAAUUUAUUAUCAUAAUAUAUAAUGAUUUAUGCCCUAUGAUUUGAAGUUGGACAGCUGACUUGCGGUUAUCUAAUGUGUGAGAAUCGUUUAUCCGGAUUAUGUUAUAUUUACAUGGGAAAAAAUCGAAAAACUUAAUUUAACAGAAAAAGUUGUUGAUGAAUUUGAGAAAAAUAAAAGAAUACUGCAAUUUGUGUUCAUUUAGUUACUAAAAGUAUAAAAUUGAAUAUUAUAUUAUAGCGCCUUUAAAUAUUUUUAAAAAUACACAUACAGUAAAACUUCCGUUAACGGUCACCUCUAAAAGACAGUCACCUCUGUGUAACAGUAAUUUGUUUUGAACCCGUCAAGUGUUAUUCCUCAAUAGGAAACCUCUAAAGGAUUGUCACCUCUAAAUAGCGGUCAUUAUUUCCGGUCCCUUCGGUUACCGUUGUAUGGAAGUUUUACUGUAAUACAGAGAUGGCCAAAAGUCGCGCAACGCCUAUCGUUUUGUAUAGAACGCGUUUCUCCCUCCACGUCGUAACAGCAAAGUUUAUAAAAAAAACAAGUAAACGCAGUUUCAUGUUCGUUAUCGUUCGUAACACUGCCAAAAUACAAAUUUGUUGCGCGACUUUUGGCCACCUCUGUACAUUAAUAAAAGUGUUUGAUUGUUAAUAAAAAUUAAGGCUGCCCCUCUCCCUGAAUUUUUACCUCCGGACGCCCUUGAAUAUCGUUUAGCAUGCUGUGUUACGAGUAAUUAAUAUUACCAACUAGAACGGUGGCGUACCCUGACGGUCAAUGUACAUGUAACAUAUGUAAUUAACAGAUACUAAUUAUGUUGCGAAGUAGUAGUAUAAUAUCACACUCCAUAGUUCAUUUCCAAUACUGAAUAUUUAAUAUACUACAGUACACCUGCUGCAUCACAUUUUCAGGUAUGCCAUAAAUUUGGGUAUUUUAAGCUUGAUUCUCACGCACAUAAAAGAGACGAUAGGGUACUUGCAAAUAUAUGUGACUAUAUACAUGUAUGCGUACCCCUGCUAUGGCAUGGUAUAAUUUUAGGUUAAUCAUAUUUAGGCCUAGUUUGGGGCUUACGCACGUUUUACAAGAAGCAUAUGGGCACUUGACAAUAUGACAUACGUCAGUGAAUGUAAAUUCCAAAAAGUAUAUUUAUUUUAUGGUAGUUACUAGGUAAUAUAUAACAGGUAAAAUAUAAUAUAUAUAUACAACAGGUGUAUGGUUUUCGACUGGAUUCAGUUGUAUUUGAAUCAUCUCGUAUACCAUUAUUAAUUUAUAGGUCUGAAAAAAUUACUUAUAGAUGAACUUAUUAAAUUGUGUUAUAUUGUCCUAUUGUCAUAUUAUAUUAUAUUCUAUUUUAGACUGACGGUGAAGAUAAAAGAAAUACUAUUGGAGAUUUAACAAAAACUUUAAAAUGUAAAGAAAAACAGUGUUUUGAUAUUCAGAGUGAAUUUAAUGAAUGCAAAACAGCUAGAGAUCGACAAAAUGAAGUUUUUACAAAUUUAAAAGCAGAAGUGGAAAUCAUAAAUGUAGAACUUGCUGCUACAAAAUCACGCGCUGCAUUUACGGAACUAAAGUUGAAACAAGAAAGAGAUACGUUGUCAAGUGAAGCGGAAGUAAAAUGUCAACAAUUUAAUUUUCUGGAAAUUGAAUAUAAUGAUAUUAAACGUUUAAUUGAUAAAGAAAAAUUAAAAACAAAGGAGUUAGAGAAUUUGAUAGUGAAAUUGAGAAAGGCAAAUGAGAAAAAAAUGUUUGAUAUGAAAAUUAUGACUCAGAAACUGAAAGAAGAAAAUUGCACAAAAGCUGAUAACCUACGUUGCAUGGAAAGUCAAUUAAAAAAACAGCAACAAGCAAACGAAUGUAUGGCGUCAGAGAUCAAAUCUUUGAAAAAUCCAUUACGUACGCACCAAUGUCUAUUAGAAAAGAUGAAACUGUCUGCAGAAGUUGUUGAGAAACAAAAGUAUUUCAUGCGCGAGAAAUUAGAAAGAGAUUUGGACUCUGCGAAGUGCAAUUUACGAGAGAAAAUAAAUAAAAUAGAAGUUCUAGAACGCCAAGCAUGUGAAUUAAAAGAAAAAAUUAAAGAAUUAGAGUCCAAAAAAUGUCCUAAUACUAAUACUAAUUCCUAUGCACCUAGAAUAUCAUGCAAAUCUUGCACACUUAGCCCGCCAUGUGAAACUUACCAGCAAGUCAAAUCUUGUACACCAAGCCCGUCUUGUAAACCGAGUCCGUCUUCACCUUACACUACUCGACCUCCGUGUUCAUCACCUUGUAGUAUACCUCAACUGCCAUGCGAACCUUGCCAGCAAGUCAAAUCUUGUACACUAAGCAUGGCUUGCAAAUCAAGUCCGUCUUCGCCUUGCACUUCUCGGUCUCCUUGCUCAUCACCUUGCAGUAUACCUCGAUCUUCUUGUUCAGCACCCUGUAGUACACUAAGACCUUCCCUAAGUUCGGCCUCUCCGAGUACAUCACGUCACGUAACUAUAAAUUUAUUAGAGAACUAGGUAAUACAACUAUUUAUUAUCGUGGUCCAUAAGAGAUACAUGAAACUGUUGAC